Molecule: messenger RNA, 1757 nt
Organism: Exophiala viscosa
Lineage: Eukaryota; Fungi; Ascomycota; Eurotiomycetes; Chaetothyriales; Herpotrichiellaceae
Exons: 1
Coding region: 279-1418 (379 amino acids)
Source: RefSeq, a predicted model, not a curated record
UGUGAUUGAGUCUCUUCCGGGACCAGACAUACUAGCCUAAUCACGGGGCGGUGCAGCUUGCGGCUUACUGGACCAUUAUCAGGCUUCAGUCAUCACUGUACUACACAGUAUAUCCGUUGUUGACAGGCUGCUUUCAACCAUCGACAGACGGAAAGACACUCUGCUCAAGUCAGUAUUUGACCGACUCUGCGCAGCCGAUGUACGUCUGAGCCAUCCACCAUCAAGGAUUCCUGAUACAGAAAAAGAGCACGAGCACAUUGCCCUUGACGUGCAGAUAGAUGCGUUCCACAGGACAGGCGGACCUGCCGGAGUAUGGAGAGGAAGUCCACCAUCGGCAGCCGCCGGGUGAGGCGCAAAACUGGCAGGACAGUGUGGUGUUGGUGUGGUGGGACGAGGUCAACUCGGUAGGUGGGUUUCACCGACUGGGCCACGAACCCAACGCCGUCGGCGGCGGGAAAGUCACCUGCUGGAACUACCUGUGGGCGCCGGAAGGCGUGUACAAGAAGACGGGCUACAACGCUCUGAGAGAUCAAGACCUGCUACCCAACGGCGGGUACGGCAACGGCGACGACACGUGCCGGAGCGAAUACGUCGACAGCGAACACGUGUGGACCAUCGACGAUCCCGAGCACGAGACGUCGGCUUGCUUGAAACUGGUCGACAUCAGCGGCAACGUCGACUGUUUCCCCAAGUCGGCGUCCAUCAAGUCCUUCAACACCGCCCACUUCGACAUCCCCGGCAGGGUCAACGGGUGGUUAAAAGUCCGCGGUCACAAGUAUGAGAUCAUCGACGCCCACGGCAUCCGGGACCACGGCUGGGGCCCGCGAGACUGGCAUAGCUUCUACUCGCACCGCUGGGUCGCCGGCACAUGUGGUAAGGACCUCAGCUUCAUCGCCGUCGCGUGGCACAGCGCCGAUGAGACGAUGAUGAGCUUCGGGUGGGUGAUCCGCGACAACGUCGUCACCUUCGCAAAGGAUCUGGACGUCGUGGCAUACGUCGAGAUUGACGGGGCCACGAAUCGUGGCGGCCACCUGAAGUGGACUCUGGUGAGUGGGGAGGUUCUGGACAUUGAAUGCACCGCAUUGCCGAUUCCCGGCGUUGUGUCCUACCACAAUGACAAUUGUGUGGUCGAGCGAUUUUGCUCCUGGACAAGUGGCGGGCUCAAAGGGUUCUGUGAUUUUGAGACGACGUCGAACAUCCAGAAGGGAUCCCGAACACCCAAAAAUUCAGCUCUGCCAUUAUCGGCAACGGAUUCUGGCCAAAUUGACAGGACAGCUCAAGUUACAGCGAUAAGACUCCAUAGCUUCGCGUGCCUAGAGACCUUUGAUCCUUCUCUGUCCACUCUUCUGGUCUUCAACUCUCUUGCUCCGUUGAUCGUAGGACUGGUCCCUCGAAAGAGGAUGGCAAAACAAGGCUGAUUGUAAGUCCAGGCGAUAGACGAUAAGGGCUGGUGGGCCACCAGCACGACGAGGGCCCAGCGUUGGCAGUGUGCCUAUCUUUUGGGAGACAGGCUCGGUGCGCAGCCAUACUCAGUCUGAGAUGCUGAGAUAUUUUCGACCUAAGUGAUAAGCCCGGCAGUUGGCCUCGGCACGCAAUAUCACAGUGAUUACUUAGCUAGUGCACCACACUCGCAUCUGUAGAGAUCAUAGCUCGCACUCCCAGUAUUUAUAACAGUACUCGGAAACCGGAAGAAAUGGCGUUACAACUUGCCACAUGUCCACUCUGCUUACUGCUUGUUCCCUCAGCCGAUAGUAAAC